Molecule: messenger RNA, 1528 nt
Organism: Mycotypha africana
Lineage: Eukaryota; Fungi; Mucoromycota; Mucoromycetes; Mucorales; Mycotyphaceae
Product: major facilitator superfamily domain-containing protein
Exons: 6
Coding region: 55-1419 (454 amino acids)
Biological process (GO): transmembrane transport
Molecular function (GO): transmembrane transporter activity
Source: RefSeq, a predicted model, not a curated record
UUUUUAGUGAUCUCCUCUCAGCAGUAUAUUUUUAAUUGCGAUCUGGAUAGCAGUAUGAACAAUCCCAACACAACAGAGAAGGAUAACUUUCGGCUGGAAAGCGGUGUUAUAAAAAGACAAAGCUAUCUACUUCCUGGCGCCCUAGUAACUACCUUAUUCUUCUUAUGGGGAUUCAGUUACGGCUUAUUAGAUACGUUGAACAAGCACUUCCGAAAUGUUCUAGGAAUAUCAACAACAGAAACAACGUAUAUGCAAGUAGCUUAUUUCGGUGCUUAUUUUGUGAUGAGUAUCCCCGCGAGCAUACUUUCCAAACGAUUCGGUUACAAAAGGACAAUCAUUCUCGGGCUGGCACUCUAUGUGAUUGGAGCUUUAUGCUUCUACCCCUCCGCAGUAAACUUGAGUUUUGGAGGGUUCGUGGCAUCCCUUUUUGUCAUUGCAACUGGUUUAGCUACUUUGGAAAAUUGCGCCAAUGCAUAUAUUACAAUUAUCGGAUCAAGAAAAAAUGUGUCACUCCGAAUCAAUAUAGCUCAGGGCUUCAAUGGGCUUGCAUCGUGUGUGGCCCCUAUUGUUGCGUCAUACGCCUUCUUCGGAGGUAGCGAGGACACUACGAACAACAAUCUGGAUUCUGUAAAAUGGACUUACAUAGGUGUUGCUUGUGGCGUAUUUUGUAUUGCUGUAUUAUUCUGUUUUACCAAAAUUCCGGAAGUAGAUGAAGAAGCUAUAAUAGUGGAAGAAGCUAAACUGUCAGGCGAAGUUGCUCGCCGACCAUCUCUUUUGUCUCCUCAUUUACUAUUAGGUGCACUUGCUCAAUUUAUGUAUACAGGAGCACAGGUGUGUGUCGCUUCCCUAUUUAUGUUUUACAGUAAUGAAGUCGGACGCUUCCCAGAUUCUAGAGGCUCCAUACUCCUGUCUGUCGGUCAAGCUUGCUUUACAGUCGGAAGAUUUGUUGCCGCUAUUCUUUUGAAGAAAUAUAGAGCAGAGUACCUCAUGUCGUUUUUCGCUUUGGCAGCAAUUGUUGCCAAUAUCUUUGUAAUUGCCAUGAAAACAACAGCGACAACCUAUGCUUUGAUUGUCAUCAUGUUUUUUGAGAGCAUCAUGUUUCCCACCAUUUUUGCGUUGGCUACAAGGGAUUUAGGCAGAAAUCAUAAAAGAGGAUCAGCCUUGGUUAUCAUGGGAGUCUCAGGUGGUGCUGUACUUCCACCUGUUCAAGCUGUUAUUCAUGAUAAGGUGAAUAUAAAUAUAUCCUUCGUGAUUCCGUUGAUUGCAUUUGUAGCUGUCUUUUUUUAUAGUAUCAUGGGUUCGAAAUGGAUUCGAUAUGUUGUUGAAGAUUUAUCCGUUAAUGCUGAUACUAUGUCUCAAGAGUCAAAGAAAAAAUAUGUUGACAAUCCUAGCAACAACACAACAGGAAGCAGUACUUAAUCACAAUCAUAUAUCAUGCCUUUAGUACUUGAUUCAGUUUCCGGAAAACGAAACUAGCAUACCCUUAUUAAAUACGAACAUAUUAUAGCAUGAUAAAGUAAAUCGAAAA